This is a messenger RNA of Histoplasma capsulatum G186AR, 1086 nucleotides long. RefSeq lists its product as uncharacterized. Lineage: Eukaryota; Fungi; Ascomycota; Eurotiomycetes; Onygenales; Ajellomycetaceae. The coding region runs from base 1 to 1086 and encodes 361 amino acids. The transcript is spliced from 2 exons. Gene Ontology annotation, molecular function: protein binding. The record is from RefSeq and is a predicted model, not a curated record.
AUGGAUGUCCAAUCUCUUUUGAAUCCUCCAGGUGAUGGAGAGAGGACAAUGAUCGCUGCUGUGGCAUUAACAGAGUUGAGGAAGAGAUCUCAGCCUCUGUUGAUAACCCAGAGCCAGCAGCAAAUGACAACUGUGGAUGCAGCCUGCUACUGUGAACAGGAAGCACUCCAUCAACUUCAGAUAAAUGGAAGUAAACCUGCUGAAAUUUCCGUCCAACAAGUGUCCACGCGAGAAAAGAAAUAUUCACGAUAUCGGAACAUGAAGGCCAAUAUCACUGAACUACCCAUUGUACUGAAACAGCAGAUUACGGGCCACCUGAACAAGAAAAACAUUGCACAUCUAGCCUGUACCUGCAAAUCCUUCCACUCGAUCGAGCUAUGUCUUUAUGAGACCGUCAACUUGGACGUCUGCGAGAAGGCAUAUUUCCAUGUGUUAAAAUUGUCGGCAAUGAUCAAUAAAGAUUCGGCCCUGGCUGGACAUAUCAAAACACUCGAGAUCGGUGAUCUGAGAAAAGAGGACACUAGACAGAAAUUGGACGAAUUGGACGAAUUGGACGAAUUGAUGAAAGCGGCGGGAUGGGAGACCAGCCUAUCAGCAGAUGAAAGUGUCGCACAUUUGCUAUCUCAAUUGAGCAGCCUUAAGUCAUUUUGCCUUAACCGCCUUCGUGGUGAGGUGCAUCUAACCACCUUUAACUUUGCCACACUGCCAACCCUGACCAGACUCAAAGUGCCGGCGGAAUCCCUAGUAUCGCACCCAUCACCCCUAAUCCAUCGUCUGCCUCCCACAUUGGAAUGUCUUUACGUGAAAGAGGCGAAUGAUGAAGUGAAUGAAGACAUCUUGCCUCAAUUGCUGAUAGACUAUAUCACCGCAACUUCAUCAAGGUUAAAGCUGGUAUCCAUUCAAUCAUAUGCUGAAUAUUGGAAAGACAGAGCUGCCUUGUUGGACAACACAUGUAAAAAUUGUGAAGUGAAACUAGAACUUCAAUACCGAACAGGAAUGCGUGAAGUCUGGAAUUCCGGUUAUAUGGCGAUUCUGAAAACUCAUGGAAUAGAGGGUCGUUGGCAAUGCAUGCCGCUGAAUUGUUGA